Molecule: messenger RNA, 5674 nt
Organism: Erpetoichthys calabaricus (reedfish)
Lineage: Eukaryota; Metazoa; Chordata; Cladistia; Polypteriformes; Polypteridae
Gene: d2hgdh
Product: D-2-hydroxyglutarate dehydrogenase
Exons: 11
Coding region: 87-1691 (534 amino acids)
Cellular component (GO): mitochondrion
Molecular function (GO): FAD binding; catalytic activity
Source: RefSeq, a predicted model, not a curated record
CCUUGGUUUCCAUUCGGAAAGUCCGUCUUUGGUACCUGCACCCCUAGUGGGACAGAAGUAACAGAAACUCAAGGGGCAUUCUUUAAAUGAUGAUCCAGAAAAGCUUUCAUUUGUUCCGGAGCAUCUGCAAAAAAUGGAAGAAAUGUCACCUGGUUAUGCCCUCCUGCUCAUUCACGAAGAUUGGCUGUUUUCAUCAUGAUUUGGUGAAGUGGAGUUCAGCCCGAUAUUUUCAUCACAAUCAAAGAUGGCAAGCAGAGACACCACGCUCUCAUAGCACUAGUCUCCAUCGUUUUCCUUUUGCCAUGGUAACUGAGCAUGACAUUGAUUUCUUUGAGAAGCUUCUUCCCAGGCAAGCUAUCACUGACCCUGAUGUUCUGGAGUCUUACAAUGUGGACUGGUUGAAAAGUGUCAAAGGAUCAAGUAAACUACUCUUAAGACCACAGACCACAGAGGAGAUUUCUCACAUUCUAAGGUACUGCAAUGAAAGAAACCUGGCAGUGUGUCCUCAGGGUGGAAACACUGGACUGGUGGGUGGCAGUGUCCCAGUCUUUGAUGAGAUUAUCCUUUCCACGUCUCUUAUGAACAAAGUACUGAGCUUCGACACUGUAUCUGGGGUUUUGGUGUGUCAGGCUGGUUGUGUUUUGGAAGACCUUAACUCCUUUGUUGAAGAAAAUGGCUUUGCAAUGCCACUGGAUCUAGGUGCAAAGGGAAGUUGCCAGAUUGGGGGCAAUGUUUCCACCAAUGCAGGUGGAUUGAGACUUCUUAGAUAUGGUUCACUGCGAGGCACUGUCCUUGGAUUGGAAGUGGUUCUAGCUAAUGGAAAAGUGCUCAACCUUCUUUCAUCUCUAAGGAAGGACAACACUGGCUAUGAUGUGAAGCAGCUUUUCAUUGGGUCAGAGGGCACUCUGGGUGUCAUCACUGCUGUCUCAAUCCUGUGUCCAUGCAAACCAAAGGCAGUAAAUGUAGCCUUUUUAGGGUGUAGUACCAUACAGCAACUUUUGCAAACAUUCAGAUGUUGUAAAGGAAUGCUGGGAGAGAUCCUUUCAGCCUUUGAGUUCCUGGACAGUGCAUGCAUGCAGCUUCUGCAGAAUCACCUGAAACUAACUAACCCCAUUACAGAAAGCCCAUUUUACAUUUUGAUAGAGACAUCUGGAUCCAAUGCCAAUCAUGAUGAGGAAAAACUUCACAACUUCCUGCAACAUGCCAUGAACACAGCCCUCAUAACAGAUGGCACAAUGGCAAAAGAAGACUCUAAAAUUAAGGCCCUCUGGAUGCUUCGAGAACGUAUUACGGAGGCGCUGCUUCAUGAUGGAUAUACAUAUAAAUAUGACAUCUCUGUGCCUGUGGAACAUAUUUACCAGGCUGUGCAGGACAUGCGGGUGCAACUUCGUGAUCAGGCAAAGUCUGUGGUUGGCUAUGGUCAUCUGGGUGAUGGAAACUUACACCUCAAUAUUACGUCGCCCUUUUAUGACUCCGCUCUGCAUUCACUCAUUGAGCCUUUUAUCUAUGAGUGGACAGCUAAACAUCAUGGAAGCAUCAGUGCUGAGCAUGGACUUGGCCUCAAGAAAAGAAACUACAUUCACUAUAGUAAGCCAGCUGAAGCAGUCUACAUCAUGAGUCACUUGAAAAACAUGCUUGACCCCAAAAAAAUACUCAACCCUUAUAAAACUCUUCCAGACUACAUUAGCUGAGCCGACUGCUUUCACUGUUCCUGCAUUGCCAUAUUUGACAGCACUCAUUCUUGUGUGAUAAAAGAUUCCAUGAGAGUAGCAGUAACAGUUUUAGAAAUCUUUCACAAAUUAACUUAUAAGGCGAGUUGUGUGUUUUGUUGGGCUGUAUGUGUAUCUAUGUGCAUUUCUUUUUAAUUGCUUUCUCUUACAGUGGUCUGUCAGGCACAAGAUACAAGUCAUUAAACCUGCAACCAAAAAGCAGAGUCUGUUUUUCAGCAGGGUGAAAUAUUUGUUGAAUAUCUGAUUUUCUUUCUAUUCAGAUCAUGUUUGUGAAAGCAAGAAGGCAAGUAAAGUAAAAGUACAAAUUAUUCCAUAAUGGCAGUUACAUCUGAAGAAAACUACUAUCUUGAAAACUCACCUUUUUAUAAUAAGAUUUUCUAAAUGUUUACAAAUCUAUAAUUCACUAAGCCGCAGACAAGUAGCCACCCGUGGAAAGCACGCAAGACAGCCACGCCCACCAACUCUAAGACCAUUGGAUACGACGACAACUCGCAGAGCCACGCCCACCAACUCGGACGCGACGCCUCGGAAAACACGCCGUCAUUUAUGUUUGUUUGAGCUACAGUCCACAUGCACCUCUGAGCCACGUUGACUUUUCGGUUACGACGCACGACCGCGUGCACCAUCGCAAACUGUUUUACACGCUACAUACAGCAAUUCGCAUCUGCGACAAACAUGCGUCUUCUUAGAUGGUCCUGCAGGAGCACGGAAAACGUUUCCCUGCCCACCAACACUCCUUAUUCCCCGGCCCGCGUCCACCCCAUCCGCGACAAACAUGCGUCUUCUUAGAUGGUCCUGCAGGAAAACGGAAAACGUUUCUCCACCCACCAACACUCCUUAUUCCCCGGCCCGCGUCCACCCUCGCUCUCUAGGCAUUCACACUGCCUGCUUAUGUACCCGGACGCUACAACUCACCGACCACCCCGUAAGUCGCUUUCGUAUGUGCUAGGAGUCCACAUGCACUUCUGAGCCACGUUGACUUUUCAUUAUUCUUUUCGGUUACGACACCCGACCGCGUCCACCAUCGAAAACCGUGGGAAAGAAACAACAAAGCCCCGCCCAGAAACUCUAACCCUCCUUCCACGUGAUAGGGAACGCACCUCAGAGCACUGCCCGCCAAUUCGAACAGCUCAUCAAACACAUACUCGCUUUGGUCUGUGCUGCGGUCCAGAUCCAGCUGUGAGCCACGUUGACUGUUCAUUUGCCCUCCAUGGCUACCGCUUCAAAUGCUUUUCAUGGAAACAACACUUCUUUCAAUGUUAUACAGAUUCCUCCAUCAGGUAACUGCACGCAAGCUACACUGAAUGGAUCAACGUGUGUCUACCCGGCGCAGAAAGGCGUGGGUGAGCCGUUGAACCCCAUUCGUGCUGGAAACCGGGGCUUGCAUUUGUUCCCCAUGAAUGAGGAAUUUCCAGUAAGUGCGGGUCAUACGCUCGCACUGAUUAUGUCCCUGCCCUUUGUUCAAAACCCCCCCCCCCCCCACCACCAUGGUCAGGUGACACAAAACACGGCAUCAAUCCAGUUGUGACCCACGUUGACUGUUCAUUUGCCUUCCAUUACCACCGCUUCAAAUGUAUUUCAUGGAAACAACACUUCUUUCAAUGUUAAACAGAUUCCUGCAUCAGGUAACUGCUCGCGUGCUACACUGAAUGGAUCAAGGUGCGUCUACCUGGCGCAGAGAGGCGUGGGUGAGCCGUUGAACCCCAUUCGUGCUGGAAACCGGGGCUUGCAAUUGUUCCCCACGAACGAAGAAUUCCCAGUAAGUGCAGGUCAUACCCUCGCACUGAUUACGUCCCCGAGAUGAAUGCGCGCCCCCACGCUGAGUGAAAAGCCAAUGUAUAUUGAGCCUAGAAAACAUGAUCAGCAAGUCUUUGAUAGGCUGCAACAAAAUGAUGAAAGUACGGGCGCAUUUUUUUCACACAAGCUGUGUGUGUGUGUCGGUGGGUGUUAGUUAGUUAAUUAGUUACUCGGAAGGAUUUCAAGAUUUAAUAUGCACAAGCGGUAACACUGCAAAAGCAGCCCAAACCAGAAAAGACGGCUGGCAAAAAGUGGCAGACAAAUUAAACGCGUGUGCAUUGUACUUACUGAAAGCAGCGUUAUCCAUCCAUCCUCUUCCGCUUAUCCGAGGAGGGACUAUCUAUCUAUCUAUCUAUCUAUCUAUGUCUCCCGGCUGGCCUGGGAACGCCUUGGGAUUCUCCCGGAAGCAGCGUUAUGGAUUUUGCAAAUGUUCAUUUUUUUCCCUCUGCUUAAAAAACAUUAAAAAAGCGGCGUGAUUAUGCGGCGUAUACUAUGCCGUGGGUUGGUAUGCAGCGUGUAAAACAGUUUGUUUGUCGCGGAUAAUUUGCCUUUUAUUUUUACUCAAAGACAAUUUCCUGUUAGAUUGGCCUUUGCGAUGACAAUUAAUAUGGCACAGGGCCAAACUUUCAAAAAGAUAUGCAUGUAUCUGCCAAAACCAGUUUUCAGUCACGGACAGUUGUAUGUUGCUCUCUCCAGAGUUCCAUCUUUUCAUCCACUUACUGUUGUAUCCUCAAAACCAACACUUUUGGACAAAUGUGUCUUUCCGGAACUGUUCAGCCAUCAAUAAAUGAUUAUGCGGUGUAUGCCUGCAGGAACACGUACGAGCGAGCGAGCGAGCAAGCGACACACACACACACACACAGGUGCACGAGAGAGAGCGAGCGCUGGACGCAUAAGAAUAAUAAUACUUUAUUACAUUGAUAUACCGGUGUUUUCAGUAUUCAAAGCACUAUCCACACAGGGAGGAACCAGGAAGCGAACCCAAAAUCUUCCACAGUCUCCUUACUGCAAAGCAGCAACACUACCGCUGCACUACAAAGCAGUUAAAGAAUGCACUGGGCUCGAUUUGCAUUGCAAUGUUACUUUUCUUGGUGCCUUAUUACAUUACGGAUGGUUCACAUGUUCAUUUUUUUCCCUGUGCUUAAAAGACAUUAAAAAAGUGUUUCGCAACGGUGACUCCGGAACAACUCAGUACACAAGCUAUAUUAAGCGUCAACAACGAAGACUCGCUACACCUUAAUGAACAAGUGCUGAAACUUAUCCCUACCGACGAAGUAACUUUCACCAGCGUGGCCUCUAUCGUCACAGACGAUCUCGCUUUCAGUCACGGACAAUUGUAUGUUGCUCUCUCCAGAGGUCCAUCUUUUCAUUCACUCACAGUGCUAUCCACAAACCCACCCCCAUUUGGACAACUGUGUCGUUCAGGAAGUGUUCACCCAUCAAUACAUAAUUAUGCGGCGUAUGCUACGCCGCGCGUUGGCUAGUAUUAUAUAUUUCAAUUACUGGAGAUUAAACUCUGUAGCACUCAGUUAUUUUCAAGGAUACAAAAAAACAUAAAAUGAAGCAAUGGAGCAAUUUAUAAUUUUGUAAUUUGUUUAUUCUCACGACUUUUGGUUUGACCAUACCAUUCCAUUAACUUCUUAUAUUAAUGUACGAGAAACACUGCUAAUAACAAUAAUAAAUAAUAAAAGUCUUUAGAGUUUCGUGCUGCAUAGUAAAUCUCAUCACAAUUCAAAUUUCCUGAGGAAGCCAAAAAUAUUUCCAGGGAUCCAUUUAAAACAUCCUGUGCUGCGCAAAGCCUCAAGAGGUGUUAACGUUUACCCAAGUGACAGGAACAAUUCAAGACCACUAGCAAAUGGGACUGUCCUAAUGAAUAAGGAUGCCUGUCAGUGCUAGAGACAAUCACUUCAGAGUCGGCAGACAACACCAUUAAACAUCAGUAUGACAGACCCAAGUACCCUUUCACUGUGUGAAUCAUUCAGACAUCUGACAACAGUAUGGCAGAAUUUUUUUGGCCAAAACAGAUACAAACAAUUAAGAAAGGUACCUGCUUCCUUUUAAAAUAACACAUGGAUGAAUGUAAAAAGCUAUACUUUCUGAAACAACAAAGGCUGUUAUGUUACAAAUAAAAAGUAAAUUAAAAGAGA